AUGUAUCUAUCUAUCUAUUUUUCCCUUCAGUAUCUAUCUAUCUAUCUAUUUUUUCCCUUCAGUAUCUAUCUAUCUAUCUAUCUAUCUAUCUAUCUAUCUAUCUAUCUAUCAGCGUUGAUUAAUUUCAUUUUUUUAAACCAUUUCAGCGGUUGUGAAAAUAACGAAGGCGUGUUCAAGGCAGCCUAUUUGAAUUAUAUUGUGAACUUCAACAGCAUCUUCGACUACCCGAAGAAUAUGAAUAUAGAGAAGGAAUUAAAUAAAAUUAAAGUGAAUCUGAGCAGUGUCGAAAUCAAUACGCCAGGAGUCCAGACGCAACUUGACGACGCUAAGAAAUCGCUGGCGAUCAAUUUUCAGAAAUAUGAAAACGAAUUUACCAAAAUAAACAAUGCUAACAAACUGGUGGCUCUAGCUAGUACUUUGGAUAAUAUUGCUCAGAAUAUACCAAACCCGACUUUGUCUUCAAAUUUCAAGACACACGCCAACGAUGUUCGAAAUAUUGAAAACACUGAGCUGAAGAAGUUACAAAAUAUAAAAUCUAAUUUGGUAACUACACUGGAUGCCAUGAAAAAAUCAGUAACUUCAAUAAAUACUACUAUCGACUCGUUAAAAAAAAAGUUGCAAUUCGCUCAAGAUGUUAUUUCUAAGAAAGGAACUACAAUUGUCAAAGCCGUUCUAAGCAGCUUCGUGCAACGAAUCUUCAGAAUUUGGAACAGUUUUGUUGCUCACGUCAAAAAGUUGAUCAAUUAUAAAAUCGGCCAAUGUCGUCCCUUAACGGACAUCUAUAACUAUGUUGCUAUCGAAAUGGUGUGCGGCAUAGUUGAUUCCUUCAAUGCCUACUGGUUUGGAUUGGGGUGGUGCCUUUUCUUCUUGCUGUUCAACCUCAUCGUCGCAGUCAAACUGGCCAAGUACUACCGUCGAAUGAACUAUUCGGACGAACUGGAUGCAUCUGACGAGAUCUUGCCGACCACUGCAACAGUAAACCGCCACAAAGCCAGCCUACUCCCGAACAAUAAAAUUUUUCUUUUUCUUCUAUCAAUCUUUCUUUCUUCUCUUUUUCUUUCUAUGCAAAUCUAUUCUUUCUCUAUUUCUUUGAUUAUCUAUCUAUCUAUCUAUCUAUCUAUCUAUCUAUCUAUCUAUCUAUCUAUCUAUUACUUUCUUUUCAGUAUCUAUCUAUCUAUCUAUCUAUCUAUCUAUCUAUCUAUCUAUCUAUCUAUUACUUUCUUUUCAGUAUCUAUCUAUCUAUCUAUCUAUCUAUCUAUCUAUCUAUCUAUGUCACUCUGUCCGUAUCUAUCUAUCUAUCCAUCUAUCUAUCUAUCUAUCUAUCUAUCUAUCUAUCUAUCUAAUUCUGCUUCUAUCUCUAUCUAUCUAUCUAUCUAUCUAUCUAUCUAUCUAUCUAUCUAUCUAUCUAUCUAUGUCAUUCUGUUCCGGUAUCAAUCACAUUCCGUAAUCUAUCUAUCUAUCUAUCUAUCUAUCUAUCUAUCUAUCUAUCUAUCUAUCUAUCUAUCUAUCUAUCUAUCUAUCUAUCUAUCUAUCUAUUAUCUUUCUUUUAUCUAUCUAUCUAUCUAUCUAUCUAUCUAUCUAUCUAUCUAUCUAUCUAUCUAUGUCACUCUGUCCGGUAUCAAUCACCAUUUCUUUUCUAUCUAUCUAUCUAUCUAUCUAUCUAUCUAUCUAUCUAUCUAUCUAUCUAUCUAUUACUUUCUUUUCAGUGUCUAUCUAUCCAUCUAUCUAUCUAUCUAUCUAUCUAUCUAUCUAUCUAUCUAUCUAAUUCUGCUUCUAUUUAUCUAUCUAUCUAUCUAUCUAUCUAUCUAUCUAUCUAUCUAUCUAUCUAUCUAUCUAUCUAUGUCAUUCUGUUCGGUAUCAAUCACAUUCCGUAAUCUAUCUAUCUAUCUAUCUAUCUAUCUAUCUAUCUAUCUAUCUAUCUAUCUAUCUAUCUAUCUAUCUAUCUAUUACUUUCUUUUCAGUAUCUAUCUAUCUAUCUAUCUAUCUAUCUAUCUAUCUAUCUAUCUGUUCCUUAGAUUUUUAUGUGUAUCUACCACGCUCUUAUCCUUGGUCAAGGCCCCAUUCUUUUUCUAUGUCGGUCAUUUCUUUCUUUCUUUCUUUCUUUCUUUCUUUCUUUCUUUCUUUCUUUCUUUCUUUCUUUCUUUCUUUCUUUCUUUCAUAACCUUGUUUCUUUCUUUCUUUCUUUCUUUCUUUCUUUCUUUCUUUCUUUCUUUCUUUCUUUCUUUACACAACUCUAAUAACCUUAGUAAAAUAUCUCUGUUUCUACGCGUGUCACUUUCUUUCUUUCUUUCUUUCUUUCUUUCUUUCUUUCUUUCUUUCUUUCUUUCUUUCUUUCUUUCUUAG
Messenger RNA from Acanthosepion pharaonis, 2343 nucleotides. The record is from the annotation of a GenBank genome assembly. Lineage: Eukaryota; Metazoa; Mollusca; Cephalopoda; Sepiida; Sepiidae.